Messenger RNA from Arvicanthis niloticus (Nile rat), 1775 nucleotides. RefSeq names its product coiled-coil domain containing 122 (gene Ccdc122). The record is from RefSeq and is a predicted model, not a curated record. NCBI's taxonomy places the organism in Eukaryota, Metazoa, Chordata, Mammalia, Rodentia, Muridae.
GUGGAGGCCGCCUGAGGCCCGGGCGCGGAGGCGCGGAGGAGCGGAGGGCCGCGGGCCAGCGCGUCCCGUGAGGCGCCCGGAAGGGAAGAAGCGUCUCCCUCCCUGCGGGCCUUGGCGACUCUAGAAGGAUCUGCUGACCCAGCAGUGUGGUCAGCCUGUCACUUAGCGCCCUCCAAUCGGGGCUCAAGAGAAAAGAAAGCAAACCAAUCCUGGGAAAAGAAUUACCAGACAAAGAAUGUCAGGAGACACAGAAAAGAAGAAUGAAGUCAUUCCUACAAAAGCUAUGGUCAAAGAAGACAAGUCUUCAUUAACCGAGGCUGUAGAGCAAGUCACAAAACAACAACAGUCACAAACAUCGGAAAUAGAAAAACAUAAAAAAAUUCUGUACCAUUUGCAGAUUGAACUUCAUGAUCUUGAAAAACAAAUAGCGACUAUUGCUGAAGAAGCCAAAGAAACAGACAGGCAAAUGCAUCAGCAAGAUGCUGCCAUGGAGAAUUCUAAACUUCAGUGUGGACUCUUAGAAGCUCAAAUUGGAUCCUUGUAUUCAGAAAGUUUAAAACUUAAAUUUGAUACAGAAACAGCCCAAGAAAAAUUUGAGGAACAAAUGAUAAAAUAUAAUGCAUAUUAUGUAAAAAUAAAAGCUUAUAAAGAUAAUUUAGGAGAGAUAAAAAGCCAGUGUUCAUUUAUGACUGAACUCUAUGAAAAACGAGAGCUCAUCAAAAACCUAAAGACAAUGAAAGAGGCUCUUAUGGAAAAUCUCCAAGAUUCACAAGGGAACUACACAAUACAAAUAAAGGAAGACAUUUCAGAGCUAAAGAAUAAAAUUAUGACAAUAAAAGAGUCAAUCAUUGAGAAAACAUCUUUUCUUGAAGAAGAGAAAAAGACACAUGAAAAAUUAAGAAAAGAAAUAGAGGUACAACAUAAGAGAUAUGAUGCGAUUCUUAAGCGUUUGCAUUGUCAGGUGAACAAGAUUCAGGUAAAUCGGAGGAAAUGGCAGUGGAACAUCCAACAACUGGAAAAAACUGCAGCCGAGUUAAAAAAGAAGAUCGGAGAGAAGGAAGCCAGUGAAAUACAGAACAGGCCAGCAGCAUUGUGGGAGAGAAUACUGUGAUGAUCUUCUGGACUCUUAACAGCCAGCACAGUAUCAGAGGCCUGUCUCAAUGACAGAUACUUUCUUUUUCUUUUCCUCUUCCUUCUUUUCCUGUUUUGAAUCAGGUAUCUAUUGGUUAAAGUGCCUUCCUGUCUAUAGUGCAUAGCACAAGGUAGACAAUAGCAGUGUUUACAGGAAGCUGGCAGAAGACUAUAUGUGCAUAUUUUAAAUGUAUACCCCUGAAUGCCUGUUUAUAACAAUGUUGAAUUCACUAUUAUACAAAUUAAAAAUUUAGAAGAAACAAUUGAAUUUUCAAUGCCUUAAGUUGUUGAGAUAAAGAAUAGUUGUGUGUUCAAGAAUUUUUUACAACUGUCUUCAAAGUAGCCCUUGAAUAUUAAUAUUCAUGAUAAUGCCAUUAUCUGUUUCAUGCAACAACUGUUUUAUUGUUUCCUCUUUUCUCCAGAAGGUAGCAAUCCUUUUCCUGUUAUUAAAUAACAUAUAUUAGAGUGUUACAGUACAUAAGAUUUGUGUUUACUCUUCAGUCUAUAAAUUCUUUAUUCCUAUAUUGUGACUAAAAUAAAAUUAUAGCAUCAUAUGAGACAGGCAUAUAAUAAAGCUCUUCAAAGUGGUACUUCACAUUGAAAGGCAAUUUUUUUGUCAAUGGCAAUAAAUUGAAUGUAAAAAC